AUGUCGGAGCCCAUGGAUGAAGAUGUUCCAGAAAGACCCUCUCUUCUCGAGACAGACUUGACUUGUCCAGUGUGUAAGGAGCUGUUCCGAGAUCCAGUGCUUCUUUCGUGCUCUCACAGUUUCUGUAAAGAGUGUCUGGAAGCCAGCUGGAAAGCGCGAGUGAAGAAGGAGUGUCCGGUAUGCAGAAAAUGUUGCGACGGAGAGCAACCGAUUCCCAACCGGGCCCUAAAAAACACGGCCGAAAACUACCAGAAAGAGAAAGGCUGGAGGGUACCGUGCGGACCAGAGCUUGUCUGCGGGCUGCACAUGAGGGAUUUGCAAAUGUUUUGCCAGAAAGACGAGGAGCCGGUGUGUGUGGAGUGUGUAACUCUUCACAGAGGCCACGAUCUUUACUCCCUCGAUCAAGGGGUUCCUAUCUGUAAGGGCGAGCUAAACAUAAAAAUUAAAAUACUGACGGACAAAUUGGACUCCUUCAAAAGAAUGAAAAGGCGAUAUACCGAAACAAUAGCGUUUAUCCAGAGCCAGAGCGAGGAAGCCGAGCAGAAAAUCAAGAUGGAGUUCGAGCGACUUCGCGAGAUCCUCGCUAAGCAAGAAGCUUCUAGAAUCCAUGACUUAAAGAGAGAAGAAGAGCAGAAGAAACAGAUGAUGAAGGAGAAAAUCGACAACCUCACUCGUGACAUCGCCUCCCUCGCCGAGCUUAUCCAGUCGGUUCGAAGGGAUAUGGGAGCGGAAGAUUUGGUUUUUCUAAAGAACUUCCGAUCCCUGAAGCAAAAGGCACAGUGGACAGCUGAGGAUCCACACAAGGUGUCUGGAGCUCUCAUCGACAUGGGAAAGCACGUUGGCUGUCUGGGUUAUAAAAUCUGGGAGAAGAUGCAGAAUGAAAUUCAGUAUUUUCCUGUUAUACUGGAUCCCAACACGGUUUCUCCCUGGCUUGCCAUGAGUCCUGACUAUUCCAGCGUGAGAGACAGUCCAGAGAGACUGUCCGUUCCGGACAACCCGGAGCGGUUUGAUCCGUGCGUCUUCGUCAUGGGCUCCGAGGGCUUCUCGACCGGGCGUCACCGGUGGGAUGUCUUCGUUGGCGACAACCCCAAGUGGAUUCUUGGAGUGUGUAAGGAGUCCAUCAUACGCAAAAGGAAGUUCACGGUGACAACAACAGGAGGGGUGUGGACCAUCGGGUUGAGUAAAGGGGUUUACAGUGCCCUGACGACCCCUCGCACGACGCUGACGGUGGAGAGACGUCCGGAGAAGAUCAGAGUGAAGCUGAAUAUGGAUAAAGGAGAGGUUUCGUUUUGGGAUGCGGAUCUGGCAAAGCAUUUGUGCACCUUCACGGAUAAGUUCCCCGGAAAGCUGUACCCUCUGUUUGGUCCCGGCCUUCACACCACGCCAAUGGCCAUCCAACCCGCCAAUCUCAGCAUCCACAAGCAAUGACAGGAUCGUGUCUGGGCAACAAAUGUGUGUUGGCUGAAUUUGUUGGACUUAUAGGAGAUUGUCUGUUUGAUUUCCUCUGUAGAUACUUCUUCAGACGAGUGUGGUCGAAAAUGUAAGACAAAAUUUCAAACACAUUACAGGUAUUAAGGUUAAACUGAAACGAUGUUCCUGUGUAUAUAAAUGACCAGCGGCAGUCUUUCCAUCAGCUAUCAACAAAUCACCACCAAAUACAUCUCCGCAUUCACAGAAUACUUUAGAGCUUAGUGCCUGAAAUGAUUUUUCAUGCUCCUUUUACAGUUGUCUAAGGACUUAGUCUAUACCUGCAGUUAUGGUAGUUAUUUUUAAUAUACCAUCUAUAACAUGUCCUAUACGUAUCUAGGUAAAUGAUGUUCGUUAUUAUUCGUAAUUGACAUUAUUCAUCAUUUUUAUGUGAGAAGACAGAAUCAAAUUUUUGGUUUAUUUUACAUGAUAGCUUUACACGGUUGUUACUAACGCAAAAUUAUUACAUCCUUAUCACCAGACUGAAAAAAUGAAAGAGUGAAAAAUAACAAAGUAGCGAAGAGGUAUGGAAGAUGGUAGCACUGGACUGUUUUAAUUUAAGAGUGAUCAUUUGCCAGGCACAGUAAUCACUGAGUUGAUAACAGGUGUCUGAGAUGCGGCUG
This is a messenger RNA of Chanos chanos (milkfish), 2090 nucleotides long. It is a transcript of the gene trim35-28, whose product is annotated as tripartite motif containing 35-28. Gene Ontology annotation, biological process: protein ubiquitination. The transcript is spliced from 6 exons. Gene Ontology annotation, molecular function: ubiquitin-protein transferase activity; protein binding; zinc ion binding. The coding region runs from base 1 to 1428 and encodes 475 amino acids. NCBI's taxonomy places the organism in Eukaryota, Metazoa, Chordata, Actinopteri, Gonorynchiformes, Chanidae. The record is from RefSeq and is a predicted model, not a curated record.